This is a messenger RNA of Amorphotheca resinae ATCC 22711, 1551 nucleotides long. RefSeq lists its product as hypothetical. The record is from RefSeq and is a predicted model, not a curated record. Bases 1 to 1551 code for a protein of 516 amino acids. Gene Ontology annotation, molecular function: transmembrane transporter activity. Lineage: Eukaryota; Fungi; Ascomycota; Leotiomycetes; Helotiales; Amorphothecaceae. The transcript has 2 exons. Gene Ontology annotation, biological process: transmembrane transport. Gene Ontology annotation, cellular component: membrane.
AUGGGAGAACUUGGCGAGAGCUUCAAGCUGCAGCGUCGCGCGCAAGCUGCUGAGAAGGUGCGGGGAGAAGGUGGGGACGAGGAUGAGGCCGACGAAGAGGGAUAUACUGGGGGUCGCAGAUCCAGCGUGUCUACUGUGCAUUCAUACCAGCUAUAUACACCGGAUGAGGAACGAACAGUUGUCAGGAAAUUCGACCGGAGAUUGGUGUUGUUUGUGGCUCUGUUAUAUAUGUUGAGCUUUUUGGAUAGAUCUAAUAUUGGAAAUGCGAAAAUCGCCGGGCUCGAUCACGACCUCAAUCUUGAUUCUAAUAGAUAUGAAUGGGUCAUAACGGCAUUCUACAUUUCAUAUAUCUGCUUUGAAUGGAUGAGCAUAUUAUGGAAGAUUAUACCGCCACACGUAUACGUGACAGCCAUCGUGCUCUCAUGGGGAAUCGUCGCCUCCUUGCAAUCCGUAGCGACAUCCUUCGCCGGUCUUCUCGUCCUACGAACACUGUUGGGGAUUGGGGAAGCGGGAUUCACAGGUAUACCCUUCUACCUCUCCUUCUUCUUCAAGCGCGAAGAGCUCGCCCUUCGAACGGGCUUCUUCAUCUCCGCCGCACCGCUCUCGACCACCUUCGCAAGCACCUUGGCAUGGGCAAUCGUCAAGCUGGGCAGAACCGGCCCCAUCGCUGCUUGGCGCUUGCUCUUCCUCGUUGAAGGCUUUCCCAGCGUGAUCAUCGCCGUUAUAGCCUGGCACAUCAUCCCAGACAGCCCAGGCAGCGCAUCCUACCUCACUAAGCGCGAGAAGCGGGUCGCCAAACUGCGACUCCGAAAGCAGAAGGAUGCCAAAACCAGCGCGUCAAAACCCGGACUGAAUUUCAAAGAGAUACUAGAGACGCUCACCGACCCCAAGAACUACCUCACCGCAUUCAUGUUCUUCUGCACCAACAUGGCCUUCUCGUCGUUGCCCGUCUUCCUUCCCACCAUCCUUCACGAGAUGGGCAACACAGUCCUCAUCUCGCAAGCCCUCUCCGCCCCACCCUACCUACUCUCCUUCUUCAUCGUCAUCCUGACCGCCUACCUCUCUGACCGCCUGCGCAACCGCGCCUCCUUCAUCGUGUUCCACGCCCUGCUGUCCGCGCUCGGCUACGCCCUCAUCGCUGUCGCCAGCGCCAGCAGCUGGGGCAUGUGGUGGCGCUACGCCGGCGUCUACCCCGCGGCCGUGGGCUUCUUCAGCGUCAUCACCAUCAUCAUCACGUGGACAGUGAAUAACCAAGAGUCGGAGAGCAAGCAAGGAACGGGGUUUGCCAUGCUGCAGCUGAUCGGGCAGUGCGGGCCUUUGGUGGGCACUAGACUGUAUCCCGACAGCGACGCCCCGCUCUAUACGAGGGGCAUGUCGAUAUGUGCUGCGGCGAUGGUGUUGGUGGCUUUGUUGGCGCUGGCGCUGAGAUGGUAUUUGAAGAGGCUGAAUAGGAAGGCCAUCCAGGGGUAUGGGAAGAUUGGGGAGGAGGGGGAUACGCUGGUUCCGAAAAUGGGAGGAAAAUCUACAGCCCCUUUUGAGUUUAUGCUUUGA